This is a messenger RNA of Dromiciops gliroides (monito del monte), 1361 nucleotides long. It is a transcript of the gene CCNH, whose product is annotated as cyclin H. Bases 229 to 1200 code for a protein of 323 amino acids. Gene Ontology annotation, molecular function: cyclin-dependent protein serine/threonine kinase regulator activity. NCBI's taxonomy places the organism in Eukaryota, Metazoa, Chordata, Mammalia, Microbiotheria, Microbiotheriidae. The transcript is spliced from 9 exons. The record is from RefSeq and is a predicted model, not a curated record. Gene Ontology annotation, biological process: regulation of transcription by RNA polymerase II; DNA-templated transcription; regulation of cyclin-dependent protein serine/threonine kinase activity. Gene Ontology annotation, cellular component: nucleus; transcription factor TFIIK complex.
UCGGCCCCUCCCCCACCUCGCGCAGAAGCUGGAGCGCCAUGACGUCAGCACGUCGGCCAACGAGAGAGGCGAGGCGAGGCGUGGUAGGGCGUGGUCAGGUUUAGCGUCGGCGUCUCGCGAGGGCUUCCUUCUACUCUGGGCACAAGCGUGAGGCUAGCUCUUGCUCGUCUCUGGUUCGGGGUCGCCGCGGCUCCUUCCUGGAUCCCUCGUCCUCCGCUGUUGUUCAGGAUGUACCACAACAGCAGCCAGAAGCGGCACUGGACCUUCUCCAGCGAGGAGCAGCUGGGGCGCCUCCGGGCAGACGCCAACCGCAAGUUCAAGUGCAAAGUGGUGGCGAACGGGAAGGUUCUGGCAAAUGAUCCAGUCUUUCUCGAACCUCAUGAAGAAUCAGUAAUCUGUAAAUAUUAUGAGAAAAGACUGUUAGACUUCUGCUCCGUAUUUAAGCCUACAAUGCCAAGGUCUGUUGUGGGUACAGCCUGUAUGUACUUCAAGCGUUUUUACCUCAAUAACUCAGUGAUGGAAUAUCACCCUCGGAUAAUAAUGCUUACUUGUGCAUUUUUGGCUUGCAAAGUAGAUGAAUUUAAUGUGUCCAGUGCACAGUUUGUUGGAAAUCUUCGGGAGAGCCCUCUUGGACAGGAAAAGGCACUUGAACAGAUUUUGGAAUAUGAACUCUUACUUAUUCAGCAGCUUAAUUUUCACCUUAUUGUCCACAAUCCUUACCGACCAUUUGAGGGUUUUCUCAUUGACUUGAAGACUCGUUAUCCACUACUAGAGAACCCAGAAAUUUUAAGGAAAACCGCUGAUGACUUUCUUAAUAGAAUUGCUUUGACAGAUGCUUACCUUUUAUAUACACCUUCACAGAUUGCUCUGACUACCAUUUUAUCCAGUGCCUCCAGGGCAGGAAUUAACAUGGAAAGUUACUUAUCAGAAAGUCUUAUGCUAAAAGAGAAUCGAACCUGUUUGUCACAGUUAUUAGAUACAAUGAAAUGCAUGAAAACCUUAGUAAAGAAGUACGAACCACCAAGGCCUGAGGAAGUUGCUGCCCUAAAACAGAAACUAGAGAAGUGUCACAGUGCCGAACUUGCAUUUAAUAUAAAUGUAAAGAAGAGGAAAGGUUAUGAAGAUGAUGAGUAUGUCUCAAAGAAAUCUAAACUGGAGGAGGAAGAAUGGACUGAUGAUGAUCUUCUAGAUUCCCUAUAACUUCAUGGUUGUUAUCAAAAGUGUUACUUGGAACAUUUAAAGUUAACUACUGAGUUGAGUUGUAAAGUUUACCCCCUUCUGCUAAGAGAUAGGACUUCUUUAUUUUGCUUCAAAAGUAUACAGUGAAAAUAACUCCUAUUCAUUAAACUUUCUAUUUAUAA